AUGAAAACCCUGCUCAAAAUCUUUGAGUGGGCCACUCUUAGAUUGGAAAGGGGUGCAAAAGAGAAAAAUCACCCUCUUUACAAACCAUAUUCAAAUGCAAUCAUUGCCAAGGAGCCAACCUCACUGGAAGAAGAGAUUAAAGAGAUCCGACGCAGUGGGAGCAACAAAGACUUGGACUCGGCAACAGAGUUUGAGAUGUCGGACAUCUUUUACUUCGCUCGUCAAGGAGUGGAAAGCAUUAUGGACGAUGAAGUCACAAAAAGGUUCUCUGCAGAGGAACUAGAAUCUUGGAACCUGCUCACUCGGAGCAACUACAACUUCCACUAUAUCAGCCUCAGACUGACUGUCCUCUGGGGCCUGGGGCUGCUCAUCCGCUAUGGGCUCCUACUGCCACUCAGGGUAACUCUUGCCUUCACUGGCGUGGGCCUCCUUGUGUUUCUCACCUCUUUGAUUGGAUUAUUACCAAAUGGAAGGAUAAAAAACAUGUUGAGUGAAAAAGUGCAUUUGAUGUGCUAUAGAAUAUGUGUCAGAGCGUUGACUGCAAUCAUCACAUACCAUGACAGUGAAAACAAACCCAAGAACGGAGGAAUCUGCGUCGCCAACCAUACCUCACCUAUUGAUGUAAUUAUCCUUGCGAGCGAUGGCUGCUAUGCAAUGGUUGGGCAGAUACACGGUGGUUUGAUGGGAGUGAUUCAGAGAUCCAUGGUGAAGGCCUGUCCACACAUAUGGUUUGAACGCUCGGAGGUCAAAGACAGACAUCUCGUGGCCAAAAGAUUAAGUGACCAUGUGGAAGACAAAACUAAACUCCCAAUUCUUAUUUUUCCAGAAGGUACUUGCAUCAACAACACAUCUGUUAUGAUGUUUAAGAAAGGAAGCUUUGAGAUUGGUGGUAAUGUUUACCCAGUUGCUAUUAAGUAUGAUCCACGGUUUGGAGAUGCCUUUUGGAACAGUAGCAAGUUUGGAAUGGUAAGCUACCUCCUGCGCAUGAUGAGCAGCUGGGCCAUAGUGUGCAGUGUGUGGUACCUUCCACCAAUGUCACGUGAGGAAGGGGAAGAUGCUGUACAGUUUGCCAAUCGUGUGAAGGCAGCCAUUGCGAGGCAGGGGGGAUUGGUUGACCUCCUGUGGGAUGGAGGCCUGAAGCGAGACAAGGUAAAAGAUACCUUCAAAGAAGAACAACAGAAGCUGUACAGCAAAAUGCUUGUGGGAACACAAGAGGACCGCAGUCGUUCGUGA
Knipowitschia caucasica is the source of this 1233-nucleotide messenger RNA. The record is from the annotation of a GenBank genome assembly. NCBI's taxonomy places the organism in Eukaryota, Metazoa, Chordata, Actinopteri, Gobiiformes, Gobiidae.